Molecule: messenger RNA, 6966 nt
Organism: Ahaetulla prasina
Lineage: Eukaryota; Metazoa; Chordata; Lepidosauria; Squamata; Colubridae
Gene: CRHR2
Product: corticotropin releasing hormone receptor 2
Exons: 13
Coding region: 136-1422 (428 amino acids)
Biological process (GO): long-term synaptic potentiation; cell surface receptor signaling pathway; adenylate cyclase-modulating G protein-coupled receptor signaling pathway
Cellular component (GO): axon terminus; dendrite; plasma membrane
Molecular function (GO): corticotropin-releasing hormone receptor activity; peptide hormone binding; G protein-coupled peptide receptor activity
Source: RefSeq, a predicted model, not a curated record
ACCCGCGGGCGCAGAGCGCGUCGCCGCGGGAACGAGCGAGGGAGGCGAGCGGCCGGCCGGGAGCCUCGGAGCCGGGGAAGACAGCCCUGGUCCCCCUGAGAUGCGCCCACGCAAGGGGGCAGCGGGACGGAUGCUAUGGGGCGGCCGACCCGGCGCCAGUGGAGACCCCGCGCUCUGCGCACCGCCGCCUUUUUGGUGCUGCCCCUGGUUCUACAUUGUGAUUCCUUAGUGAACGUCUCCCUUCCUGCUCUGCCACAGAAGUUUUGCGAAAACCAACCAGUGCUUCAAAACCUAACAGGUCCUUCCUGCCGAGCCACCAUGGACCAGAUUGGGACUUGCUGGCCACGGAGCAGCGCCGGGGAUCUGGUGGAGAGACCUUGCCCCGAGUUUGUCAACGGAGUCAAGUACAACACUACUCGAAAUGCAUAUCGAGAAUGCAUGGAAAAUGGGACAUGGGCUUUCAAAGUUAAUUACACGCAGUGUGAACCGAUUCUCGACGAAGAGACCAAGCCUGCUCUUCAUUACAAGGUGGCCAUGAUUAUCAACUACCUGGGGCACUGCAUCUCCAUUGGAGCGCUUAUCGUGGCCUUCUUAUUGUUCCUCUGCUUGAGGAGUAUCCGAUGCCUCCGCAACAUUAUCCACUGGAACCUGAUCACAACGUUCAUCCUGAGGAACAUGAUGUGGUUCGUGCUACAGACUAUUGACCACAAUAUCCAUGAGAGCAAUGAGCUUUGGUGUCGGUGCAUCACAACCAUCUUCAACUACUUUGUGGUGACCAAUUUCUUCUGGAUGUUUGUGGAAGGUUGCUACCUCCACACGGCCAUUGUGAUGACGUACUCAACGGACAAGCUGAGGAAAUGGAUUUUUCUCUUCAUCGGCUGGUGUAUUCCUUGCCCCAUUAUCAUUGUCUGGGCUGUCUGCAAACUUUAUUAUGAAAAUGAGCAGUGCUGGUUUGGAAAAGAACCCGGGAAAUAUAUAGAUUACAUCUAUCAAGGACCAGUAAUUCUUGUUCUGCUGAUAAAUUUUGUGUUCCUGUUUAACAUAGUUAGGAUUCUAAUGACGAAACUGAGAGCUUCAACCACUUCAGAAACCAUACAAUACAGGAAGGCGGUCAAAGCAACCUUAGUCCUCCUGCCGCUUCUGGGAAUUACCUACAUGCUGUUUUUUGUCAACCCAGGAGAAGAUGACAUAUCCCAGAUCUUUUUCAUCUACUUCAAUUCCUUCUUGCAGUCUUUUCAGGGUUUUUUUGUGUCUGUGUUUUACUGCUUCUUAAAUAGUGAGGUGCGUUCUGCAGCUCGAAAAAGGUGGCACCGUUGGCAGGACCAUCACUCCCUCCGUGUACGCGUGGCCCGUGCCAUGUCCAUGCCCACCUCUCCAACCAGGAUUAGCUUUCACAGUAUAAAACAAACUGCAACUGUGUGAACAAGCCCAAAGCCCCUUGAUCUGCCCGGAACAGUGUUUCUCAACCUUGGUCGCUUUAAGACAAGUGGACUUGAACUUCCAGAAUUCCCCAGCCAGCAUAAAGAGCUGAAGUUCACUCAAGCUGGCUGAGGAAUUCUGGGAAUUGAAGUCCAUGCCCACUAACUGAGGGAUUCUGGGAGUUGAAGUCCACUCAAGCUGGCUGGGGAAUUCGGGGAUUUGAAGUCCACCAAUCCCUGCCAGAGAACUCUGGGAGCUGAAGUUCACUCAAGCUGGCUGGGGAAUUCUGGGAAUUGAAGUCCAUGAGCACUAACUGAGGGAUGCUGGGAGUUGAAGUUCACUUAAGCUGGCUGGGGAAUUCUGGGAUUUGAAGUCCACCAAUCCCUGCCAGGGAAUUCUGGGAGCUGAAGUUCACUCAAGCUGGCUAGGGAAUUCUGGGAAUUGAAGUCCAUGCCCACUAACUGAGGGAUGCUGGGAGUUGAAGUUCACUCAAGCUGGCUGGGGAAUUCGGGGAUUUGAAGUCCACCAAUCCCUGCCAGGGAACUCUGGGAGCUGAAGUUCACUCAAGCUGGCUGGGGAAUUCUGGGAAUUGAAGUCCAUGCCCACUAACUGAGGGAUGCUGGGAGUUGAAGUUCACUCAAGCUGGCUGGGGAAUUCUGGGAUUUGAAGUCCACCAAUCCCUGCCAGGGAACUCUGGGAGCUGAAGUUCACUCAAGCUGGCUGGGGAAUUCUGGGAUUUGAAGUCCAGCAAUCCCUGCCAGAGAAUUCUGGGAGCUGAAGUUUACUCAAGCUGGCUGGGGAAUUCUGGGAAUUGAAGUCCAGCAAUCCGUGCCAGAGAAUUCUGGGAGCUGAAGUUUACUCAAGCUGGCUGGGGAAUUCUGAGAAUUGAAGUCCAUGCCCACUAACUGAGGGAUGCUGGGAGUUGAAGUUCACUUAAGCUGGCUGGGGAAUUCUGGGAUUUGAAGUCCACCAAUCCCUGCCAGGGAACUCUGGGAGCUGAAGUUCACUCAAGCUGGCUGGGGAAUUCUGGGAUUUGAAGUCCAGCAAUCCCUGCCAGAGAAUUCUGGGAGCUGAAGUUUACUCAAGCUGGCUGGGGAAUUCUGGGAAUUGAAGUCCAGCAAUCCCUGCCAGAGAAUUCUGGGAGCUGAAGUUUACUCAAGGUGGCUGGGGAAUUCUGGGAAUUGAAGUCCAUGCCCACUAACUGAGGGAUGCUGGGAGUUGAAGUCCACUCAAGCUGGCUGGGGAAUUCGGGGAUUUGAAGUCCAGCAAUCCCUGCCAGAGAAUUCUGGGAGCUGAAGUUCACUCAAGCUGGCUGGGGAAUUCGGGGAUUUGAAGUCCAGCAAUCCCUGCCAGAGAAUUCUGGGAGCUGAAGUUCACUCAAGCUGGCUGGGGAAUUCUGGGAAUUGAAGUCCAUGCCCACUAACUGAGGGAUGCUGGGAGUUGAAGUCCACUCAAGCUGGCUGGGGAAUUCUGGGAUUUGAAGUCCAGCAAUCCCUGCCAGAAAAUUCUGGGAGCUGAAGUUCACUCAAGCUGGCUGGAGAAUUCUGGGAAUUGAAGUCCAUGCCCACUAACUGAGGGAUUCUGGGAGUUGAAGUCCACUCAAACUGGCUGGGGAAUUCUGGGAAUUGAAGUCCACAUGUCUUAAAGUUUCUGAGGUUGAGAAUCACUGGUCUGGUGAGCACUAUUUUCCCUUGUGGUUUUCUCCCCUCUCUUUUGAACCUAUAUUUCCGUCCCAUUUCUAAUUCCCAAAAAAGAAACUUGGGUUUAUUUCUCCAAAAAAACCCUCUUUGCUUUGAUAUGAUGCUCUUUUUUUCAAAGGAACUGCAGAUCGGGUUUUUUUAAUGGGGGCAGUGGGCAGAAGCAGAAUUGGAAAGGAAUAUUAGCGAGGAACCUUCCCUUGUUGUCCAAAAUCCUAAUUCUUUGGCUGGAAAGAAUUACCAAGUGAGACACUGCAGGCAGAGAAUGUGUAGCUGAUGUCAAAAAGCCGAUAUGGCAGCUAGGAAAAUGCAAUUGUGAAGCCCUGCCUCUUUUUAAAAACCACCAUUUAUUUUUGGAUUAUAUCCUGUCUUUGUUAUACAACUCAAACAUCCCUUCCUCCGAUUUUCCCUACAACAACAACAACAACCCUGUGAGGUGGGCUGAGCUGAGAAAGAGAAGGAGUGAGUGGCACAAAGUCACCCAUGCAGCUUUCGAGCCUAAGGUGGGACUAGAACUCACUGUCUCCUGGUAAUUGGUCACCUGGCUGGUUUUGUGCCUAGGGCAGGCCAGCUGUAACCAUUACAUCAAACUCUCGGCUCAACUUUUCCCUUUUCCCCCCCCCAGCCUUUCAAAAAGAACUAAUAAAAAGUAUUUAUUUAUAUUGUAUUUAUGAUAUUGAUUUUCUCCCUUCUGUUUAAUCACUUUGUUGAGUCCAUUUUUAUAUAUUAAAAAAAAGGGCUCAUACACAUAAGGUGAUUUUCAGAGACUGCCUGGAGAAAUCUCUGCAGUUUUCUUAGCAAAGUUAUUCAGAAGUGGCUUGCCAUUGUCUCCUUUAUAGGGCUGAGAGAGUGACUGGCUCAAGCUCACCCAGCUGGCUUUGUGCAUAAAGCAAAACUAGAACUCACUGUCUUCUAGUUUCUAGCCUUUAGACAGCACACCAAACUGCCUCUCCAGUUGGCACUUUCCUUCUAUAUUUUUCAGGAAAUUGUUUGGUUUUUUUUCCUCCUGGAUUUGACACAGCCUAUCUUGGUUGCUUUGUGCCUUUAUUCACCCAAACUAAAUACAGAUUUAGCAUGCAGAAUCUGCCAAUCUUGGGCCCAAAGGAGCAGAUAAAUUAGUAUAUUUUAUUCCAUUUUUUAUGAAUAAAGAAUCCGUGUCUCUAGUUUCACAGAACAGGGAAAUCUAUUCUUCAGAAGGCUCCAAUACAUGUUUACUCAAAAGUAAAAGAAGAAGAAAAAAAUGACAGGGAAUUAAAUUUGUCAUUUUUAGGAUGAUAAAAGAACAGCCAUUUUUUUUUUAGUGAGCAUCAGAGAUUAGAUUUAUAGAUUUUGCUAAGCUGUGGUUUAUUUUGGGUGGUUCAUAACAGCUUGCUAAUAGAAAAGCUAGAAAGACUACACGAUGGCUUUGUCUAAUGUCAAAUUAAAUAUACGUAUAUAUAUAUAUAUUUAUAUUUAUAAAUUCUAGAGGGGAGUUUUUGCAACUUUCUUGGCAAUAGAAUUAAAAUAGCUUGCUAUGGUUUUCCACUCUAGCCUGUACAGGUAAUCCUCUACUUACGACCACUUGUUUAGUGACUAUUUGAAGUUACAACAGUUCUGGGGGGGAAAAAGAUUAUUUACAAUCAGUUCUUACACUUACAAUUGUCACAGCCAAUGUCAUUGUCAGAAUUUGGCCACUGAGCAACCAGCAUGUAUUUAUGAUUCGUUUAGUGUCAUGAGAUCUCAGGAUCACCAUUUCUGACUUUCCCAGCUGGGCUUUUGACAAGCAGAAUCAAUGGGAAAAAUCAGAUUCACUUAACAAACAUACGAUUUACUUAACAACCACAGUGGGGAGGGGUGUAAAAUUGGACAUGACUCACUUAGCAACCAUCUUGUUUAGCGACAAGUUUUGGCCCCAAUUUUGGACAUAAGUUAAGGACUACCUGUACCUCUUGGUUUCCCUGGUGGUGUGUUACCUGAAAUAUUAACUGAACUCUCUCUAGCUUGGUUUCUAUAAUGGGUUAAGUUUAGUUAAAUCUUUGCUGAAUCCAGUUUUAACUUCUAAUGGGACGCAGAAUAACGGAAGAAGAGAAUUGGAAGGGUACCUGGAGAUCAUUUAGUCCAACCCACUGUUCAAGCAGGAGAUCCUUUACAAUUUUAUAUAAGUGGUUGUCCAAUCUCUUCUUGAAAACUUCCAGUGUUGGAGCACUCACAACUUCUGGAGGCAAGCCGUUCCUAAUUGUUCUCACUGUUAGGAAGUUUCUCCUUAGUUCUAAGUUGCUUCUCUCCUUGAUUAGUUUCCAACCCUUGCCUCUUGUCCUGCCCUCAGGUGCUUGCAAAAAAAAAAAAAAACACCUUGCAAACACACAUGAAUGCUGCUGAAAUUGCUGUGAUUGUUGGUUUGUUUUGUUGUUGCUUGGAGUUACACUCCUGCCACCUUUUUUGUAUAAUACAGUGUUUUUGAGUUACUGUGGGGGACAUGAUUAGCCCUUAAGAAGGCCUUGUUUUGGUCAGAUGGACCUAUUUUGAAAGUUCAUGCAUCGGUUUGUAAUUGCCUGUUUGUGAACAGUGUGAGAGAGUUUUGCUGAGAUGCUUGUAUAAAACAACUAUCUAGGGGUUUUGUUGUUGUUUUUUUGUUUUUGUAGAGAUUGUGACAUUAUUUGAGACCAGCCAAAGAAAAAAAAUGAGUCAGAUGGUUUAAGAAGCAUUGCUGUAGGGGCCAAAAAAGUCAACAUGCAACAGGUUGCAUGGUGCUGCAACCUCAUGAUAUAAGCCAGAGUCUCCAAACUUGGCAAUUUUAAGACUUGUGAACUUCAACUUCCAGAAUUCCUCAGCCAGCCAUAGCUGACUGAAGAAUUCUGGGAACCGAAGUCCAUAAGUCUUAAAGCUGCCAUGUUUAGAGAACCUUCAUGUAAGCUUUAGCCGUCAGCCAUUUUGACUUUUCUGACCCCAUUCCUUUCCUAUGCAGGUGACCCUAUUUUUUAGGAAGUAUUAGCAGUCUUGAAAUAGAAAGGUAGAUUUCUAAAAGCAUCUGCUUUUUCAAUAUUUCUCGACUCUUUGUGGACAAAACAUAGCUGAGCUUCAGUGAGGGAGACUCAUAAGGACAUCCAUUUCCACCUUUAGAAACAAGGUUUUUAGGCUUAGACUGCAAAUUUGUCUGAAUAAACUAUGCUAGUGUAUAAUAGCCAAAAUUCAAAAGGAACUUAAUUGCCCCCUUUUAAACUAACGUUUUAUUCAAAGGCAGAAGUUUUCAUCAGAUGCAUAGUGUGGUGGUUGAUAUUUCUUAAACAUGGGCACCUUAAGAUGAAUGGACUUCAAUUCCCAGAAUUCAGUUCCCCUUCCCAUGGGUGGCUGGGGAAUUGGGGGAAAUGAAGUCCACAUAGGUGGACUGGGGAAUUCUGGGAGGUGGAGUUCUUGCAUGCUGACUGGGGAAUUCUGGGAACUGAAGUCCACACAUCAUUAAGUUGCCUCGUUUGAAAACACUGGACUAGUUUGAGGUGAGAUUUAAAAAUGGGAGGGGAUGGAAAGGGGAAGGAGAAAACCUGUGGCCCGUAACAGAAUCGUUGCUCUGGUUUUUGAGCCCCAGCCUCAAAAAUUACAGCUUUGUUUUUUUUUAUAAAGGGAAAACUUUGUAUUAAAAAUUAUUCAAAAUGAAGGAAACGAUAAACGGCAACUUGGUUCCAAAAGUUGUGUUACACUGGAAUGAUCUAGUUAGGCUCUGCAAGAAUUUUUAUGUGAUGUUGAAAUAAAGUGUAAAUAUUUUCAAAAAUAAACACUUCUACGUUUCUGGAUUUUGAGGUCUGUGUGAUUAAUUUUGGGGAAGGAAAGGAAACCAGUUCUGAUUAUCAUCCCUCCAGAAUUCAGCACAGGGACC